Trematosphaeria pertusa is the source of this 1655-nucleotide messenger RNA. Its product is annotated as cercosporin toxin biosynthesis protein. The record is from RefSeq and is a predicted model, not a curated record. The coding region runs from base 398 to 1633 and encodes 411 amino acids. Gene Ontology annotation, molecular function: FAD binding. The transcript is spliced from 2 exons. Lineage: Eukaryota; Fungi; Ascomycota; Dothideomycetes; Pleosporales; Trematosphaeriaceae.
CUUCGGGUAGUUUGAUUCGUUGCUGACGGCUGUGUAGGGGUCGCCAGUAGUACCUGAUUCGGUUUCCGAAGCCACCGUGUAGACAACGAUUUCCCCACCACCACUUCGACUAUGCUUUCGGAUAUCGUAAUUCUGCUUGAAAUCUAAGUUAUUCGUGCUGCUGGAUCAUUCUAGUAUGGUCCGAUUCUUGAGAGGUCGGAAUGCGCCUUAGUAUCCGGUCGAACCAUCAAUUCGUACUUUUUGAACUACUAAAGCUGAGCGCGCGCGCGGGAACAAUGGUACACAUCAAGUCACGGACGAUAACCCCAAUAUUAAAGGUCUCCUUUGGCACGCCUAAGUCUUCUAUCAUCGAGUACACCUCUCGCUCCUUCUCUUCAUCGCAAUCUCUUCUGCCACAAUGUCGCCAUCCAUCGCACAGCUUCCCCCACGCGUCCUUAUUAUCGGCGCGGGCCUGGGUGGGCUUUCGCUUGCUCAGGGGCUCAAGAAGAACUCCAUUCCCUUUCAUGUCUUUGAGCGGGAUCCAUCGGCUUCUUUCCGCCCACAGGGAUACAGGAUCAAGAUCAACUAUGAAGGCGCGAUGGCCUUGAAGUCGGUCAUGGGUGAUGAAAUGUGGGAAGAGUUCGAGAAGACCUGCGCUGAGACUCAGUUUGGCGAGACGAACAUCAACGCCCCAGACGGUGCACUAAUCGCUUCUCGCGCCGGUCCAGGUCUGCGCGGGGGAUCCUUCGUCCCAUACCUGGCCGACCGUACCCUCCUGCGAUCUCUGCUCUUCCGCGGUCUCGAGGAGGACGUCUCUUUCGGCAAGACCCUGACGCACUACGAGAUCCUCGACGAGGGCGUCAUCGCUCACUUCACAGACGGUACCUCCGAGCAAGGCAUCCUCCUCGUCGGCGCAGACGGCUUCCGCUCCCCCGUGCGCAAGCAAUUCCUCCCCGACCACAAGCCCAUUGACACGAAUGGCCGCUGCAUCUACGGCAAGACGCCCAUGACGGAGGAGUUCAUGGCGAAAUACCACGCCCGCGCGCACAAGUGGAUGACGCUCAUUCUGGACAAGACGCCCAUGACGCAGACCCUGGAUAUCGAUGAGACGCCUCUUACUUGCCUUCUCGAGCCGGUCCGCUUCGUGGAUAAUGAGUACAAGCACAAAGCGCCCCAGGACUACGUGUACUGGGUGCUCAUUGCCCGCUCCGACGUCUUCGGUCUCUCAACCGAGAAGCUGCUCACCCUCAACGGCCAAGAAGCCGCUGAACUCUCUUUGAAGCUCACCGAGGAAUGGGAUGCCUCGCUCCGCGCGCUCUUCGAGCACCAAGACAUCAAGCAGUCCUCCGCUCUCCGCAUCUCGACCGCGAAGCCCCAAAUCCCCAUCUGGGAGACGAACCCGCGCGUCACUCUACUCGGCGACGCUGUCCACGUUAUGAGCCCUUGCGGGGGCGUUGGAGCUGUUACUGCGAUCAUGGACGCUGCUGCUCUAACAGAGAGCCUGCAAACUGGCGGCAUCAAGAAGGAGAGUUUGGGUGAGUACGAGGCAAAGAUGAGGGUGUAUGCGAGGAAGAGCAUUGAGAGGAGUUAUUUUGGCGGGAAGAAGAUGUUUGGGCACGCGCCGUUUGAUCAAUGUGAGAUUUUGGAAAUCUAGAUUGCACUGGGGCCGGUGAGCA